This is a messenger RNA of Amphiprion ocellaris (clown anemonefish), 766 nucleotides long. Its product is annotated as peroxiredoxin-like 2A. The transcript has 2 exons. The coding region runs from base 1 to 501 and encodes 166 amino acids. The record is from RefSeq and is a predicted model, not a curated record. NCBI's taxonomy places the organism in Eukaryota, Metazoa, Chordata, Actinopteri, Pomacentridae.
AUGAGCCAAGCCGAUAAUAACGCCAACCUAGCAGAAAUAAAAAAGAGGAGGUGCUGUAACUUUUGCCGCCCGAUCAUCACUGGCCCUCAGCAGGCAGACGGAGUCACAACAGCCCAGCUGGACGAGCUCAGGGUUCUUCUGUAUGCUGUGGUGAAGGAGGACGUUGGCACCGAGGUCCAGAACUUCAGACCGUUCUUCAACGGGGAGAUCUUCUUGGAUGAGAAGAGACAGUUUUACGGGUGUGAGCAGAAGAUGGGUCUGCUGGGGUUUCUGCAUGUCGGGGUUUGGAUGAAUGGCCUGAGGGCCUUUAAGAACAGCUUCUCAGGAAACGUUCUGGGGGAAGGAUGUGUCCUCGGUGGGGUCUUCGUCAUUGGACAAGGAAAGCAGGGAAUACUUCUGGAGCACAGAGAGAUCGAGUUCGGAGACAAAGUCAACACUCAAGAAGUCAUCCGAGCCGUCAGGAGAAUAUCACAGGAGCUGCAGCAUUUAGAGAAGAAAUAAACCUUUCUAUUACCUCUGCUGGAUCAGAAUAUGUGCUACAGGAAGUCUAGAAGCCCGUAGAUGUUUGAUUCUCUGUAUAGAGAAAGAUUUCAUGCCAGUUUGAGGAGUGGAUAUCUGUAAAGUUGUAAACUCCUCUUCGAUCUAGGAAGCUUAAAGCUGAAGCUUCAACACUCAGGACUCUGCAUCGGUUUUGUAAACAAUCAAACCGUCUCUAAAGCUGUCUUUGCAUUAAGUUGGAACAUGUUUAAAACCUCUGAACUCCAAG